Molecule: messenger RNA, 1455 nt
Organism: Metarhizium acridum CQMa 102
Lineage: Eukaryota; Fungi; Ascomycota; Sordariomycetes; Hypocreales; Clavicipitaceae
Biological process (GO): fatty acid metabolic process
Molecular function (GO): medium-chain fatty acid-CoA ligase activity
Source: RefSeq, a predicted model, not a curated record
AUGUCUCCCGCGUUCCCGGCGCCAGAGUUACAAUAUAUCCUUGACCACAGUGAAGCGGCGCUUCUCGUCUCCUCGCCCAGGUUCGCAUCCAAAGCAGCAGAGGUCUUGGCCACGGAUCUAACUACCAAGCCGGCUCAUCUUGAACUAAAGAAAAAUGAGGGUGGUGGCAAGGGUGAAAUCGUUCCGUUGGAGGGUUCCGAUCCAGCUGGUGCCGGGCUGAUGCUCUACACUUCAGGAACCACCAACAGACCUAAAGGCGUGCUCUUGCCGCAAUCAGCCCUGACCGCUCAGUCACGCUCCCUCAUAGAAGCAUGGAAAUACACCCCAGCAGACCACCUCCUCCACGUCCUCCCCCUCCACCACAUCCAUGGCACCGUCAACGCCGUCAUCACGCCUUUGUUCGCCGGCUCGUCCGUCGAAUUCAUGUUCCCCUUCAACGCCGACGCAGUAUGGAAACGUCUUGCGGCACCAUUCCUUUCCACAAACAGCACCAACGGCGCCGAUGGCACGACGAAACCUCCCAAACCAAAAGUCACCUUCUUCACCGUCGUUCCUACAGUCUACAGCCGCCUCCUCGCCAGCCACAAGCUCCUACCUCCUCCCCUCCAAGCCGCCGCUCGAGAAGCCAUCUCCCCCACAAACAUGCGCGUCAACAUUUCCGGCUCUGCCGCCCUCCCCACGCCCAUCAAGACUGCUUGGUCAGAUCUCAGCUACGGCAACGUCCUCCUCGAGCGCUACGGCAUGACGGAAGUAGGCAUGGCACUCAGUUGCGGCCUCUCCUUCACCGACCGCAUCGACGCCUCCGUCGGCUGGCCCCUCCCCUCGGUCCAAGCACGUCUCAUGGACGUGGACACGGGUGAAAUCAUUCCCCUCGGCGCCGAGGUCGAUUCCCAGGGCCGCGAACGCUCCGGUGAGAUCCAGCUUCGCGGGCCGACCGUGUUCAAGGAAUACUGGCGCAACCCCUCUGCCACGGCCAAGGAGUUCAUCCCCGACCCCGACGGCCGCGGCUCCUGGUUCAAAACAGGCGACGUCGCCUUUCGACGCUCCGUCCCCUCCGCCUCCCACAGCCAGCCGUGGACCAAGGGCCCGCUAUACUUCAUACAGGGCCGCCUUACGGCAGACAUCAUCAAGACUGGUGGCGAAAAGGUCUCUGCGCUGGAAGUAGAGCGCGAACUCCUCAGUCUGCCAGAGGUGUCAGAGGCUGCCGUCGUCGCAGUUCCCAGCGGAAACUGGGGCCAGAAGGUCGGCGCUGUGCUCAUUCUCAACACGGACGUGGUUCAGAAGUGGUCGCCCUUGGACAUGAGGCGCGCGCUGAAGAGCAGGUUAGCAAACUAUAAGAUUCCACAGGUCAUGAAGAUUGUGGAGCAUAUUCCGAGGAACGCCAUGGGCAAGAUUAAUAAGAAGCAGCUCGUGAAGGAGAUCUUUGCGGAUGAACACAGCGGUGACGAGUUGUAG